GUUCUUCCGUCGCCGUGUAAAAAAAUUCUGAUCAGGUUUUGUUUAGAUUCUGUAAUGGCUUUAAGACGCACUUUAUCCCUCAGAUCCUUGUUCUAUGCUCGCUGCUACCAACCAUCUUGUAGCGGUAUCAUUCGUCAUGAUGAUGUUCAUGAAGAGAAGCCAAAUUACGGCUCUUUGCUUUAUAAGAGAUCCUUUAGCAGCUCGAUGAUUCUCUCUCAGAAGCAUCUGAUGAGAAGCUCUUCAGAUUUGUCUCUAUGCACUCCUUUUGGUAUCUCUACCUGUCGGUCUAUGUCGACUUCACAUAUUCCAGGCUCGGAUGAGAGUGGCGAUUUGAAUCAUGUUGCUGCAACUCUUACUGAUUCAAUGCUGCAAGAUGUGUCUUCACAGAGCACUACAGUCAUCAAAGUUGCCGAUGCUGCUAUUGAUUCCUCCGUCGAUUUCGAUUUUGUUCAGCAGAUUAUUCAUAAUGUGCAUUCAUUCACAGGCUUAAACUGGUGGGCUUCCAUUGUUCUUACCACGCUUUUGAUUCGAGGAGUGACAAUCCCGCUCAUGAUUGAUAACGAAAGAUGGUUGUCAAGGUGGAUGGGAGGGGAUCCAGCUGCUCUUGCUAGACAUCAGAUGGAGUUCAACAAGUUGGUGAAGGAGAAUGGUGGUUACAAUGGACUUAAAAUUAUUUUUUCAUCCUUCCAGAUAGUGAGGUUUUUCUUACAGUUUCCAUUGUUGAUCUGCAUGGGGCUAACAAUCAAUAACAUGACAGAGAAAGUAGCAUCCUUCAAAACAGGAGGUGCACUUUGGUUCACUGAUCUUACAACGGCUGAUACAUCAUUCAUCUUUCCACUCUUAACGGGAUUAACCCUAUGGAUUGCAAUAGAGUGUGAUGCACUGCUAGGCCUUGAAGGCAUAUUAGUAAUCCUCAAAAAGCUGGCCCGGUUUCAGGUCAUCCCCGUGCUCCUUAUGGGAAUGUAUUUGUCAAAGGCGGUACAUUGCUAUAUGAUGAGUAGCAUGUUGUUCUCCAUUAUGUUUAUGUAUGUGAUUCGCCGUCCGGGAGUGAAGAAGUAUUUUGGUAUUCCAGAGGCAACAGUCAUGAAAUCGUACACUCUGUUUCACCCAUCGAGAAAGCAUGAGCUUGAAUCUACCACUAAAUCGAGGCUCACGCGCCUGUGGCGCGCCAUGGCGCGAUGCGCACCGAGGCUCGAUGAAAAGGGCAACAAGACAUGGAGGCGAGGCGAGAUCUAUGAUGCGCGCGCCAUACAUGAGCCAUGGCCGAUGCACGAGGCGGUCAAGGCGAGCGCCUCUUGUGUUCAGGCGAAAACUCUUCGAAACCAGAAGCAAGAACUAUAUUCUGUAAUGGCCUUGAGACGCACUUUAUCCCUCAGAUCCUUGUUCAAUGCUCGCUGCUACCAACCAUCCUAUAGCGGUAUCAUUCUUCAUGAUAAUGUUCAUGAAAAGAAGCCAAAUUACGGCUCUCCGCUUCAUCAGAGAUCCUUUAGCAGCUCCAUUCUCUCUCAGCAUCUCAGAAGCUCUUCUUCACAUUUGUCUCUAUGCACUCCUUUUGGUGUCUCUAUCUAUCAUCGCUCUAUGUCGACUUCUCAUGUUCCAGGCUCAGAUGAUUCUUGCAAUGUAAGUGAAGUUGCAGGAACUCCGAUAGAUUCUGUGAUGGAAAAUGUGGCUUCCCAGGAUUGGUCAUACUCAUACAAUUUCGACAUUGUUAAGGCAUUAAUUGAAACGCUGCACUCUUACACAGGCUUAAACUGGUGGGCUUCCAUUGUUAUUGCCACCCUUUUGAUUCGAGGAGUUACAAUUCCGCUCAUGAUUGAUAACGAAAGAUGGAGGUCAAGGAUUAUGAUGCUAGGAAUACACUCUACAGCAUCAAUGGAGACUAAGGAUCCAGCUGCUCUUGCUGAACAUCGGAUAGAGUUUGAAAAGUUGCUGAAGAAGUAUGGUGGUACAUUUUCUGUGUCUCCCUUUUUGUACAUGUUACAGUUUCCGGCUUCGGUCUGUAUGGGCCUAAAAAUUAGUAACAUGACAGAGGAAGUAGCAUCCUUCAAAACAGGCGGUGUUCUUUGGUUCACUGAUCUUACAACGCAUGAUACAUCAUUAAUCUUUCCACUUCUAACUUGGUUGACUUUCUGGAUUAUGAUAGAGUGCGAUGCAACGGUAGGCCUUGAAGGCGCAAUGAUCCCCAAAAAGCUGACCCGGAUUAUGGUCAUACCUAUGUUUGUUGUGGCAAUAAUGGUUUCAAAGGGUGUACAUUGCUAUUUGAUGAGUUGCAUGAUGUUCUCCAUUGCGUAUAUGCUCGUGAUUCGCCGUCCGGGAGUGAUGAAGCAUUAUGGCAUUCCAGAGAAGCUAAAUUACGACACUUUUCUUCAUCAGAGAUCUUUUACCAGCUCGAUGAUUCUCUCUCAGCAGCAUCUGAUGAGAAGCUCUUCACAUUUGUCUCUAUGCACUCCUUUUGGUGUCUCUAUCUAUCAUAGAUCUAUGUCGACUUCACGUUUUACAGGCUCAGAUUUGCAUAAGAAUUACUCAGUGCUGCAAGAUGUGGCUUCAAAAACCAAAGUUGUCGAUAAAGUUGUCGAUGCUGCUCACCAGUUUGUUGACAAGGUGCAUUCUUUCACAGGAUUUAACUGGUGGAUUUCCCUUGUUCUUACCGCUUUAUUACUUCCACUAGUGACAAGUCUGCUCAUUUUUAUCACCGCCUUGUCCAGGAUUAUGAUCUACUAUCUGAUCAUGAAGACGCUAUUGAGACUCGCGAGAGUAUGUUUGGAUAUAAAGAAUCAGGGAGGAGAUGUAACUGUUGUUGCUACAAGUCAUAAAGAAUUCGACAAUCCAGUGACUGAGUAUGGUGGUGAAGAUAUAAUUAACUGUUCUACUUCAGCCUUCUCUUUAGCGAGAAAUGUUUUACAGCCUUGGCUCUAUCCCUGGGUGGGAAUAACAGAGAAAAUAGCAUCCUUCACAGUAGACAGUGCGUUUUUCCCUGAUGAUCUUGCAAGUCCAUAUGCACUAAGGAUGUUUCCAGUUCUACCAGUAUUCAACCACUUGAUUAAUCUGGAGUGUUUUGGAAUACUAAGCAUCCUAGGCUUCACAACCCUUGGAAAGCGAGUCCCUGAGGCCUGGAUUUUCGCUCGUUUUCUGGCCAUUCCGGUGGUCCUUUUGGGAAUGGUUUUGUCUAAGGCUGGACAAUGCUAUUUCAAGACUUGCAUGAUGUUCUCCCUUGCGUCUAUGUACUGUGAGUCUCUCAAUGAACAUGCUUCUAUGGUGCCUUCGAGUGCGGAAGCAGUAUUUGCUGAAUGCAAAUGCAUCCAAUGCGGUUCCAACGGGUCUUCUCUGUGCUUGAAGUAAAUAUUUGUACAUUCGAGAUCUCUAGAUAUUUGGCUUAAUGCUCUACAAGAGGACAUUUGAAAUGGUCAGAAUCAUUUUUGUAUCUUUUUGUUAAACGGUAGCAUGAUGAGAUCAUAUCGCUGUUAAGGGAUUUCUUUUAACCUAAAGCAUUGGUUUAAGUGUUUUCCUUUUUCUUAUAGUUUCUAACCGCACUACUUUUAGGCCUU
Messenger RNA from Arabidopsis arenosa, 3545 nucleotides. Lineage: Eukaryota; Viridiplantae; Streptophyta; Magnoliopsida; Brassicales; Brassicaceae. The record is from the annotation of a GenBank genome assembly.